Messenger RNA from Mytilinidion resinicola, 536 nucleotides. RefSeq lists its product as uncharacterized. NCBI's taxonomy places the organism in Eukaryota, Fungi, Ascomycota, Dothideomycetes, Mytilinidiales, Mytilinidiaceae. The transcript has a single exon. The record is from RefSeq and is a predicted model, not a curated record. Bases 73 to 384 code for a protein of 103 amino acids.
AUUAUCCAUCAUGAGCAUUUGACCUGCCUGAUACUUCGUCGAGCCACCUCAGACCACGGAGUAGAGCAUGCAAUGAGCAAGCUUCAUACACGCAGUCCCGUCACUAAUUCCCUCGAGGACUCCGGUGUCGUUCGAGCAUGGCUCAAAUCAUGCACAGACCAUCAUGAGCUAUGCAGGAAGACGAUCUCUGGUAUCCUAGUAAGAGACGGAUUGCCGGGAAAUGCCUUACCCACAAGGAUCAUCGAAGUGGGUGACGAUCGAGGAACUCCGCCCAAGUUGGUUGCUACCGAGGGCCAGAUGGGCAUAUAUCUUGCGUUGAGUUACUGUUGGGGAACGACCCAACAAUCAUCUCAAGACGACGAGAUCGAACAUCUGCGAUUUUGAGGAUGCCAUACCUUUCCCUCUCUUGCCAGCAACUAUCAAUGAUGCUGUAAUCACGACUCGUCAGCUAGGUGUUCGCUUUCUUUGGGUUGAUACCCUCUGUAUCAUCCAGGAUGACGACCUGGAUUGGAAUAAUGAAUCCGCCAACAUGGGCA